This is a messenger RNA of Cuscuta campestris, 1129 nucleotides long. The record is from the annotation of a GenBank genome assembly. NCBI's taxonomy places the organism in Eukaryota, Viridiplantae, Streptophyta, Magnoliopsida, Solanales, Convolvulaceae.
AUUUGGGACACACACAAAGUACUAAAGUCUAAAGGACAGAAGAGACAAGAGAGGACAAAACAAAAUGACCCCAUUAAAGACAAAGCAACCUAAGCUACAUACAUACAAAUCCCCACACACUCUCUCUCUCUCAUCAUAUACCCACAACAUUUAAAGGAGAGCCUUCUUCUCUUCUUUUCCUUUAAUUCCUUACACUCAAAUAAAGUCAGGCAUGGCUAAUAAUACUGUCCCAGACCUCUGCUUCAAGAAGCACUACUUGUCUUCAUCUUCAUCAUCCAAAGUUAUCAACAAUGAAGAAGAAGAAGAUGGAGAUGAACAAGAACAAGAAGAAGAAGAAGAAGUGAAAGUGGUGAAACCCAUAGUUUCAAACGCAGAAGAAGAUCAUGACCCAAAAAGGAGCAGGAGAAAGAGGCUACAAUCAUCAGUUGCAGUCUCCAGGCUCAUGAGAUCUGUCCUCGCCAUCCUGGCGAGGAACAGGAGAAUUAACAUGUUCUCCCAUCCUCGCCAGGAUGGCCGUCUGGGGACGCGGGUGGUGGUCGGGACCCUGUUCGGAUCCCGACACGGCCACGUCCACCUGUCCUUCCAGAAGGACCCCGCGUCCCCGCCUGUCUUCCUGGUGGAGCUGGCCACCCCGACGUCCGGCCUCGUCCGAGAAAUGGCGUCCGGCCUCGUCCGGGUCGCACUGGAGUGCGACAAGGACGAGGCCGGCGGCAGGGCGGGACCCGCGGGUCCCCUCCUGGACCGGCCGGGGCCGUGGCGGACGUACUGCAACGGGAGGAAGUGUGGGUUCGCGGCGCGGAGGGACGUCGGGGAGAAGGAGUGGGAGGUCCUGAAGGCGGUGGGGCCCAUCUCGAUGGGCGCCGGGGUGUUGCCGCCGAGUGGGAAUGGAGACGACGGUGGCGGCGGCGGCGGCGGGGGCGAGGUGAUGUACAUGAGAGCCAAGUUUGAGAGAGUUGUUGGGUCUAGAGAUUCUGAGGCGUUUUAUAUGGUGAAUCCAGAUAACAAUGCUGCUCCUGAACUCAGUAUUUACUUGCUCAGAGUCUGAUGAUGAUUUGAAACUAUGGAAACUCAACUUAGUAAUUUUUUUUUUCUAUCUGAGUAUUUCACUUUUUACAGUGUCUUAAUGGAA